This is a messenger RNA of Ostertagia ostertagi, 711 nucleotides long. Lineage: Eukaryota; Metazoa; Nematoda; Chromadorea; Rhabditida; Trichostrongylidae. The record is from the annotation of a GenBank genome assembly.
AUGUUGCAUUUAUUUCACAGUCCUCCUCAACAGACAACUUUGCUUACUCCUCGUCAAUUUGAAGAUGUCGAGCGAUCUCCGCCCCGGUUGAGGCACUUUGGGGUACCUGGCCUCUAUAUUCGGCCUUCCCUCCCCAAAUCGGAGAGGGAUAGGCUGCGUGCUGAACGGGCCGCCCGUCGUGGCAAUGCUGAUCCCAUGAGAUCUGUUCUACUCUCUCCAUUAAAGCAGUUGGUAAGAGGAAAUACACUUGGCAAUCACAUAUUGGACCUUGUUCUAUGUAAUGAUGUCUCGGUGGUUUCCAACUUGAAGGUCAGGCCUCCUAUUGGCACCAGUGACCAUGCACGGAAAUCUGCCGCGUGGGAUAGAGCUGUUGCUACCGGCAAGCCACAGGACUGGGACAGGUAUCGCUCGUUACGUGACCGAUACAACAAGCGUGUUUGGAAGUUUAACAAUAACAUAGAAAAGAGAGUUGAAGUCCAAGCCAACAUUCCAAAACUUGUGACUGCUGAUGGUAGUGCUGCUAUUACAGAUGAUGCUAAAGUAGAGGUAUUAGCAGACGUCUUCAUGCAAUCCUUCGAGAGUGGCUUCCAAUCAGAUUCCUCCUCGCCUGGGGCUGCUUCUGCUCAAUUCCCUAUUAUGGCCGACUCGGUUUGGUUUGCAGCUGCUGAAAUUUAUGAGUUACUUAUCAGGUGGCCAUUGUCUUACUCGACA